AUGAAAAAGACAAUUCCGUCAGAUGUGUGGGACAGCAAGAAAGACGAAAUAUCAAAUUUGUAUGAAGUUGAGGAAUGGCCACUGAAACAAGUCAUGAAGAAGAUUCGCAGCGAGAGUUUUGACCCAACUGAGACGCAACUUCGCAGUCGAUUAAAGAAAUGGGGUGUGAAAAAGCCAUCUCGACAAAAACGAAAGAAGACCUCGAACAAAGCGACCGAGUCGAAGGUUGUGAAGGUGGAACAGUCUCAGGAGGUCGUCGGAAAGUUAACACCAUGUUUGAAUCGCGAGAUGCAUGGGUCCACGGGUCAGGAAAACAACGAAGGCUGGACAUAUCCCCAAAGACCCAGCCAGAAUUAUCAGUUGGGAAACCCAGUGGUUUUGCAAAGCGAUGAAAUGCAAGGGACUUUUUCGAUCCCGUCGAACAGUAUCGCAAUGAGCGGGAGCACCAGCACCCUUCACCCAAUGCCCCACCCUCCGUUUUCCUACGACCCCUCGGGAGAUGCAUUUGGACAUGCAUUCUCGGUUCCCUGUUCAAUCGGGAACUCCAGUAUCGGCAGUGGAAUGGUCAAUCCAGCGGCGCCGUCUCAACCUUUUAAUCCAUCUGCUCAUUAUGCAGCUGGAGUUUCACCACAUAUGCAGCAACACCACGGCACAGCCCCCCACCGAACAUCCCCUUCCCUUCUAACACCGAAUUCAAGGAGUUAUGCCUCUCCUGAACAAUCUCAACCCACUUUCUCUGAUGAUGCAUACUACCAAGUUGCAAAUUCUGCUUAUAUUCCAUCUCAUGGCGGGCAGUCGUCAAUACACGAUCAAAGCACCACUAUUUACCCAUGUUUCGGUGAAAUUGCGCCCUGCGAUACCGAAGAUCUGGAUUCAGAACCUGGUAUACUCGUCUGGAAACGACCAUCAGCAGUUUCGGGCCCUCCGGAUAAUUUUAUGGGUGCCGCUCGAGUUUCGAAUCGUCGUCCUAGGUUUCGAAAACCUAAACCGGACGGAAAACCACCGCCCUCGCAGAAUUGGGAUGCCAACCAGAUAUACUCCCACAAUACACUGAUUUCCCAAGCUGCACAUCCUCCUCUUGUUGAUCAGCCGGUUCAUAGUGGUACACAUUUCGACGGCCAACAUGAGUAUAUGCUCCCAACGUCAUCGGCCCUGGACAUCUACCAGAGAUGA
Molecule: messenger RNA, 1173 nt
Organism: Coccidioides immitis RS
Lineage: Eukaryota; Fungi; Ascomycota; Eurotiomycetes; Onygenales; Onygenaceae
Exons: 2
Coding region: 1-1173 (390 amino acids)
Source: RefSeq, a predicted model, not a curated record